AUGCUCUGUUUUCUGUUUUCUUUGAUUAAAAAAUAAUGGUUUUAAUGAAAUUGGACCUUCUUACUUUGCAGGUUGACAUUCCUCUCUUGGAUGACUUGCGUCUGAGCUCCAUUUGUGCACAGCAAAUAUGGCACAGCCAAAUUACAUUAAUAUCCUCAUUUGUUCAAAACUUGAGGAAAUUGACUAUGUCGAACUAUAAUAAUUUGAAAUAUCUCUUUACAUCAUCGAUGGUUAAAAGUUUUGAGCAACUUGAAGUACUCAAGAUAUGGUAUUGUAAGGAGAUGCAAGUGGUAAUACUGAUAGAAGAAUUGGUAGAAAAAGAAAAGACAAGCCAUACAAUGUUUCCCAAAUUAGACAACUUACAGCUCUAUGACCUUCCGCAACUCAUAAGAUUUUGCUCCAAUUGCAAUUCUCUUGGAGAAGUAUAUGAAGCUCAAGGACACAAUGGUAGUGGAUCACAAAUAGUUGCAGCCACACAAUCAAAUUUGGUGGAAACAGAAGUCACUCAGUUUGUGUUUCCUCAAGUAACAUACCUGGAACUUAGUCAUCUACCCAAUUUUAAGGGUUUCUUCCCUCAAAUGCACAUCACAAAAUGGCCAUUGUUGAAAAGAAUGCUUGUGCAACAAUGUGACAAGGUGAAGACAUUUGCUUCAGAAUUUCCAAGCAUUGAAAUAACAUAUGGAGACAACCAACUUGAAAGGCAAACUCAAGAUCCUAUGUUUUGGAUUCGCAAGGCUGCGUUUGCUGCGGCUGCUCACGAAGGAGAUGAGGUGGUGCCCGGCGGGUGGAACGGGUUGGGCGGUUGGCGCGGGUCGAACGAGUCAAACGGGUUUGGACGGGCCAACUCUCAAAACGGGCCGAAGCAUGCACUCGGCCCGUUUUUAAGCCCGGAAAACCCUUCUGUUAAAAAUUUAAAAGAGUUGGUUGUGGAGGGCUGUGGUACUUUGAAAUAUCUACUGACAUCCUCUAUAGUUGAGAGUUUUCAGCAACUCACAGUGCUCAAGAUUUCUGGCUGUAAGAUGAUGGAAGGGGUAAUAGUCUUAGAACAAUUAGAAGAAGAGAAAAGGAUGAGGCGGACUCUCUUUCCUAAGCUAGACUCUCUAGUUCUCCAAGAACUUCCAAAAUUCACUAGAUUGUGUUCUGGAAAUUUUUUUGAAUUCCCCUCCCUUACAAAACUUACAAUAAGCAAGUGCUCUAUGUUGAAGACAUUCAUCUCCGGUUUUGCUAUAGGGAACACGACAAUCAACACUGAAAAUGAAGUGAAUGCUACACCAUCUCUCUUUUGUGAAAAGGCUACAUUUCCUAGUCUAGAACGGCUGGUUGUGAAAUGGAAUGACAAUAUAAAGAUACUGUGUGGACAUCAUCCAGAGGGGUAUUUUGGUAAACUAAAGGUUCUGCACCUCCUUGGCUUUCCUAAGCAAUCGGCUUUGCUCCCGCCUUUCUUCUUCCACUCUCUGCCCAAUCUCGAAAAGCUUCUUGUGAAGGAUGCUUUCUUCGAUGAAAUAUUCCAAUGUGAAGAAGUUACUGGUGAGGAAAAACUUUUAUGUGGACGCACUCCAUUAAGGACAUUAAGAUUGUCCAAACUUCAUGAGCUAACACAUCUUUGGAAGGAAGAAUCCCAACUUGAAGUAGACAUUCUCAGAAACCUAGUAACUCUAAAAGUGCAGGAAUGUAGCAGAUUGAAGAAUUUAGUUCCCUCCACUGUAUAUUUCUCCAAUUUGCAGACUCUAGUAGUAUCUGAGUGUCAUGGACUUGUCAGUUUAGUGAGAUACUCAACCGCAAAAAGCUUGGGGCAGCUCUAUGAGAUGAAAGUAGCCAAUUGUGAGAUGAUAGAAGAAAUUGUCGUAUGUUCGGGUGAUGCUGUGAAGGAUGGCAUUGUUUUCACCAAUUUGAAUUGUUUGCAACUUAAAGGUCUACCAAGACUAGAAAGCUUCUGCUCAGGGGACUGCAACUUUAAAUUCCCAGAUUUGGAAGAGGUAAUUGUUACAGAGUGUCCAAAUAUGCAGAUUUUCUCUAAGGGAGAACUAAGCACACCAGAACUGCAUGAAGUGAAAUUGACAGGAGAUAUAUAUGAAUAUAUGGAUAAAGAUAUCGAUGAAGAUAUAGAGAAAAAAAUAGAUGAUAUUUUUAAUAAAGAUGAAGGCGGCGUUAAAGUUGUUAGAGAUGGAGUUGAAAGAUGCUGGGUAGGGAACCUUAACAGCACUGUACAACAGUUGUUCAAGGAAAAGGUAUGUGAUAUGAUUAGUGGAUUAGAGUGCAAGGUCAUGGUAAUUUGAUGAACUUCUUUUUCUUUUACUUUGCCAUGCAAAUCAAGGAAGCACUUUCAGUUAUACAACUUUUUACUGCAGUUUUUGCUUUCCCCUUUCAACAUGUUAUUGUGAUGGUUACAGAGUGCUCGUAAUUCCAGAAAGGGCAAUGGAGAAAACAAUGAUCAUGACGCUAAAGAAGAUGUAUGCCUAAUUCAAAUUUGAAGAAAGCAUUAGUAGUUAUUCUGAAAAGGAUAAUGUUAACGGUGCUGAAGAUGGGUGCAAUGGAUUCUUAGGUUUUAAUUGCACACUCACAAGAAGCUAGAUUUUCGUGCUACCAAGUUCCCACAUUGCUUUGGCACUCAAAAGAAUCUUCAAUUUCUAAAAUUCGUGUGUGACAUGAUUAUCAAGUAGUUAAUUAUGGAAAACACUAGAGACCAUUUCAUUUCAUUUUUCUUAUUUUGUUUGCUUUAUUGUGUGAAAGAGAGCAUUUUAAUUUGUUAUGUAUCUUUAUUCAAAAAAGAGAUGUGAUUUGUAAAUCAAUUAUGUCCUCUAUC
This is a messenger RNA of Rubroshorea leprosula, 2803 nucleotides long. The record is from the annotation of a GenBank genome assembly. Lineage: Eukaryota; Viridiplantae; Streptophyta; Magnoliopsida; Malvales; Dipterocarpaceae.